AUGGCCUCACUCAACACUCUCCCGAACGAGAUGCUCGCAGAAUGCGGUGCACUCUGCGACAUAUCCAGCCUCGCUUCACUUGCACGCACCAGCCGCCACUUCAAUGCCGUAUUCGCUCCGAUCCUUUACAGGCGCGCAUUGUUCACCGAACCCCCUAGCCGGCCCAUCAUCUUUGAAGCCGCAGAAAGUGGCAAUAUAGCCACCAUCGAGCUUGCGCUUUAUCAUGGCGCUGACAUUAAUACGGUGUCUGAGGAGAUUUUCAACAAGUAUACCCAGAGACGGAAGGAGAAAGAAAUCAAACAAGAGGCCACGGCCCUGCAUGUCGCAUGCUACAACGGGCAAGUUCAUAUAGUUAAGUUUCUUCUCGAAGCCAAGGCGGAUGUCCACUUUCCCAGCAGCGCCCAUUACACUCCGUUUUACUUUGCUAUGCGACUUCAAGGACCGGAACGCAAAGCCAUCACCGAACUUCUUAUCCGAAAUGGAACCCAAUUUUCGUCAAGGAGCCCGGAUAGAUUGACACUACAUGCAGCCAUCAAGGCAAGCUUCUGGCCAGUAGUCGACACCAUUCUCUUGAACCGCCACUUCUCCGCCGGGCCUCACGGUCACUUAAUGAGCAACAUGGCUGAAGCGGUCUCAGCAAGAGGGGGCUACAAUGUUCUGCAUUUCAUCUCGCUCAGUGGCGACUCCAAGGGCAUCUCAGACAUGGUUCCCAAGCUGGUAACUUCAGGAGCACGACUAGACCAUGUUGCCGAAGGUUGGAACCGACCACCUGGUCGUAACGCUGGCACUCCCCUGAUAUACGCCGUGAAGACGCAGAACUGGGCUGCUGCCACAGCUCUCGUGAAAGCUGGGGCGGAGCUAGAUUCGACAGCCAACCCCGAGAAGCGAGAAAUUGCUCUGGAAAUCGCCUUGAGCCACCCGUUGCAGCUACCCACAGACGAUAUGCGCCCCCUAGACGAGCUCAGACGCGACCACGAGCUGCAUCAGGAGAUGGAACUCAUUGAACAUCGGCCUACCACGCUGCAAAGAGGUUGGCAGGGGACACCCCUUUGGUACGCAGCGGAACGCGCUGCCGAUUACGAAUGUAUGAAAAUCUUACUCGAGGGCUCUGCCUCCCCUCACGCCACGGUCAAGCGAAUGGUGGUAGUCAACGAAGACGAAGAUGGCGGCUUCGAACAUGAAAGGAUGGCCGAGGUGACGAUUCUGCGUGGUUUGCUCCCGCCUUUUCCCUCUCCCUUUCCCCCCUCAAGAGAUGCCGAAAUUCAACUAGAGGAACGGAUACAACUCCUCAUUGAGCACGGGGCUCGUCUCGACUCCGAGGUUGACCAGGUCAAUGUUUCAUCAUCGGUAGCUUCAUCCUCGACCGUGUUGGAUACGGCAUGUGCGAGUUGCCGAGACGAGGGAGAGAACUGGCUCUUUGAUGUCAUCCUGAGAAGUGCAACAAAUCACAAUGUGAGCCUCGAGCACGUCGCUGAAAUGGAACACAAAUAUGAUGGCGAAAUGUCUGUUCUCGGGAAUCUCGAAGAUUUGCGCCGAAGACUUAACUGA
This is a messenger RNA of Clonostachys byssicola, 1548 nucleotides long. The record is from the annotation of a GenBank genome assembly. NCBI's taxonomy places the organism in Eukaryota, Fungi, Ascomycota, Sordariomycetes, Hypocreales, Bionectriaceae.